This is a messenger RNA of Hydatigera taeniaeformis, 825 nucleotides long. Lineage: Eukaryota; Metazoa; Platyhelminthes; Cestoda; Cyclophyllidea; Taeniidae. The record is from the annotation of a GenBank genome assembly.
AUGGGAGGAGAUGGCGGGAGUAUACCUCGUAGGGUAGAGCUUGUGCGCAGUAAAAAAAAGAAGGAAAAUGUGGGGAAAGUUGCCGUUGAUGCAGCCAAGUGGAAGCAUUGUGCACUUAGUCAACAGCCUCUUCGUCAACCUAUAGUCGCUUGUCAACUCGGAAGGCUUUACAACAAGGAGGCCAUAAUCGAGAAACUUUUGGAUGAGUCAAAGUACACUAGUUCAGUCGCAAACCACAUUAGAAAGUUGAGAGAUGUCUGUGAUCUUAAGCUAACACCCACUCCGAAGGAGCUACAAAGCCACGAGCUUUCCUCAGGUAUAAUCGAGAACUCUGCUGAAACAUUCUGUUGCCCUAUUCUGGGGCAGGAAAUGAAUGGGUCUUAUCCGUUUGUUUUUUCCUGGGAGUGCGGUUGUGUCAUUUCAAAAAGAGCAUAUGACGCGGUUAAGGAUUCAAGCUGUCUUAACUGUGGGACGCCACUUAAACCAAACAGUAUCAUUCUUCUCAAUCCCGAAUCCGAAGAGGAGCUUAAAAUAGCUCAAGACCGGCUUAAAGUCUUCAAGGAGUCUUGCAAAAAGGAUUUAGCUGACAUAGGAGGGAAGAGAUCUUCCUCCUUUACAAAUCUCGCCUUCAUUGCAUCCAAGAAGUCCAAAACAGAAUUGAGGGACGAAGAGGUGGAGAAGAAUGCUUCUGCUCCAGUCUAUGCUUCCGUUCAGGACGAUCCAAACGCUUCUUCUGCAUUCAAGUCCCUCUUCACUACGUCCGAGGAGGCUCGUAGACAACCCAAGGCCCAUUGGGUUACCUUCAAUCCUCUAUACUUCCGAUGA